AAAUCUCUGUCCAAUGUUUGCGAGAGAAUGGCUGCUCAGGACAGGAUAUAAGUUCUCGUGAUGAUUGCUACUAAGUUUUCUUCUUCCUCAAACCGUUUCUUCUUUAUAUACAUGUCUCGGACAACUUGAUAACGAGCAACCACAAGUUGAUUUUCCGACAUGCCGGAGAUGGAUACACGCCGGUGGAAUCAGAGAAAAACAACCUAUGCGUCUUGUUCACAAGAGGUGACUAGUAUUGAGUGGAAAGUUGUGACUAUGUCAGAAGAAGAAGAAGAUCUCAUUUUUCGGAUGUACAAACUUGUCGGUGAUAGGUGGCCAUUGAUUGCCGGCAGGAUCCCGGGGCGUACGCCGGAGGUGAUUGAGAGGUACUGGCUUAUGAAACACGGCUUCUUCUUCGCAAACUGACGAAGAUAGCUUGUUGUUUAGUUAAUAAAACUGAAGUUUGUAUUUCUAUAUCUCCCUCGUCCUUAAUUAUAUGGAGGAAGAAAAAUAAAAAACAUUAUAGUUUAAUCACCAUUUCGAAGAAGUAUAAAAUUAGUAGAAGGUUGGUUAUUAUGACACAUAAUGUUACGAGACGUACGUGUUAGAUCUGA
Arabidopsis lyrata subsp. lyrata is the source of this 593-nucleotide messenger RNA. RefSeq names its product transcription factor CPC. The record is from RefSeq and is a predicted model, not a curated record. The coding region runs from base 160 to 405 and encodes 81 amino acids. Gene Ontology annotation, biological process: cell differentiation. Lineage: Eukaryota; Viridiplantae; Streptophyta; Magnoliopsida; Brassicales; Brassicaceae. Gene Ontology annotation, molecular function: transcription cis-regulatory region binding. Gene Ontology annotation, cellular component: nucleus. The transcript has 4 exons.